AUGAUGUCUCGACAAACACUGAGACCUUUCCUGGCUGAAUUUCUUGGGACGGCCCUACUCAUCGUGAUCGGAGAUGGUGUCGUGGCUCAAUGUCUCUUGUCUGACUACCAAUACGGCACCUGGUUGUCGAUCAACUUGGCAUGGGCUUCAGCGGUUUGCCUCUCAGGUUAUUUGUCUGACCCUAGUCCAACCAUCAAUCCGGCUGUCACCAUCUGCAUCGCGCUCGUACGGCCAUCUGUGAGGCAGUGGAAAUCAAUUCCUAUCAAACUGCUUGCUCAGUUCCUAGGCGGAUUCGUCGGUGCAGCUAUCGUGUACGUCAACUACCGCUCAGCUAUUAAUGCCUGGGAUCCCGAAUAUACAAUUCCUGGUGGAUCCAUCUUAAGUCCGCGCGGACAUCACUCUGCAGGCAUUUUUUCCACUUACCCAUCCGACUUUCUCGGAUCGAAUUGGGAGGCUGUAUUUUCCGAGGUUUUGGGGUCGGCCGUGCUCAUGUUCGGCUCGCUUAGUAUCUCAGACCCGAGGAAUGCAUCUCGAUUCCCCGCCCCGCAUUUAUCUGUGUUCUUGCUUCUGCUGAUGAUUGGAGCAGCGUUAGGUUGGCAAACUGGCUAUGCUCUCAACCCAGCAAGAGAUUUUGGCCCGAGGCUGUUUUCGGCUUUCAUUUACGGCCCAGAAGUGUUUACGGCAGCAAAGAACUAUUUUCUUGUUCCAUUGUUCGCGCCUAUUUUUGGCUGUAUCGUUGGCGCAACGACUUAUGACGCGAUGCUGUUUGAAGGGGACGGGUCCCGCAUUGCGGAUGCGCUUGACAAAGUAGAAGGCCAUGGAUCACUCCAACUUAUCGACGAUUGA
Penicillium angulare is the source of this 846-nucleotide messenger RNA. RefSeq lists its product as uncharacterized. The record is from RefSeq and is a predicted model, not a curated record. Lineage: Eukaryota; Fungi; Ascomycota; Eurotiomycetes; Eurotiales; Aspergillaceae. Gene Ontology annotation, molecular function: water channel activity; glycerol channel activity. Bases 1 to 846 code for a protein of 281 amino acids. Gene Ontology annotation, biological process: glycerol transmembrane transport; water transport. The transcript has 2 exons. Gene Ontology annotation, cellular component: plasma membrane.